Molecule: messenger RNA, 4017 nt
Organism: Podospora pseudocomata
Lineage: Eukaryota; Fungi; Ascomycota; Sordariomycetes; Sordariales; Podosporaceae
Exons: 6
Coding region: 1-4017 (1338 amino acids)
Source: RefSeq, a predicted model, not a curated record
AUGGAGUCACAUGUAUCUGAAGGGCCCAUCAUGAGCAUCCGUCGUGACACAGGUCAUCCGACUUGUCUCCGCCUUGUUGGUGGUCCCAAGGAGUCCUGGCUGAAGUUUGACUGCUGUCCCGGCGUCAAGGCCUGGAUCAGCACCCUUCAGGCCAAGCGUGACGUGCCGUUCCUCCCUUUCGACCUCCCGGAGUUCCCUUUCUUCGUCUUCGGCCCGACCAAGACCAUCCAACAAAUCAGCAACAUCGGCCCUGGUGCCAUUGAACAUGAAUACAAGGCCCUCGCCCAGCAAUGCAGAUCCUCUGACCCUAUCGAGAAACUCGCUGCCUCCAACCGCCUCCAGGACCUGGGAACUAUCAUCAACUGGUUACUUGUCUUCUUGGUCCGCCCUUGCGCUUCCCCGCCCCCUGAUAUCAGGUCGUUCUUUGACCACAAGCUUGAAACUGGCGACCCAGUCACGGACAGCGAAGCCAGCAAAGUCAUCCAGGCGAUGGAGCGCAGUCCGCAAAUGAACAUCCAGUCAUUGGAAAGGUUCAUCUGCUCGGCUCACCCCUUGCACGUCGCCUUCAAGGUCCUUGCCGCGGUCAUUAUCAGGUGUCAUCAAGUUCGACCCCUGCCUCAUCGGGUUCAGCCUGGCACGGCGCAGUUCCUCGAGCAUCUCGCUGGGAUUGCGACCUCGCCAUCUCCAACAAUCAUGGAGGAGUCGCUCCCCAUGGGCAGGCAUCCAUACACCCAGGUGUUCAUCCCCCAUGCGGCGGGUGUGAGGAGUAAUCACCCUAGUCUACACCCAGCCGGCAUCAUGAUUGCACUCAACCUCUAUCAAUUCAGCAGGCUCAAGGAGUUGGGCACAACAAACGAUGUGCGGGGGUGGAGGCACCCUGUGUAUGAGCCUCGACUCACCAAGCUUCGGAAUGAUCUUAUCCGGUACUUUUUGACCUCGGGGAGAAAGGUGCUGUUUGACGAGCUAGUGAGGGUUCAGUGGAGGGUUGACAAGUGGUUUGACCACAUCGACAGUCCGAAGCGUCCUAUGCCGGGCAGUGACGCCAGGACGAUGGAAACCUAUCGGCUGCUGCGUUCGGGGAAGAGUCACCAGGACCCAGCUAAACGGUUGGAGUUGCUGUUGGCGAAUGUCCCUGCUGAACCAUCGCCGGUGCCAGCUGAGGUUGAAGAGGAGCCAAGCCCCAGCAGGACUGAAGAUGAAGCCUCGUCCUCUGAUGAGAUGCAAGACCUUAACGAGACCCAGCGGACAGCCCCUUCCUCCCAAAAAGAGCCACGCCCCACCACCGUUGAAGACGAGCCAUCCUGCUCCCAUGAAAAAUAUGGCGAGGACGACGAGGACGCCUGCGAGGACGAGCUGGUCCUUGAUAUAGCAUUCGGCAUGACGAUCUCAGACGCCCACCAGGACUUCCUCCCCCCUCGGGUGUCAAACAUGAUCACAUGCAUGAAGGCGGCAAAGAGCCUGCUCAAGGGCAAGGCAGUCAUGAAUAGCAUGAAACAGGAGACUCUCGAGGCUCGCAGCGACGAGCUGCAAGCCCAGGCGUGCAAGUUGGCGCUUGUGGAGGGCUCGCCGGUCUACGAAACGCUGGCCAGCGUCCCGGCGGCAGGCGGCUCGUCCCGCGAGCAGGUGCCGGCUAGGCUAGCCGAGCUCGGCAUGCUGGAGCUCAGCCUGCUGCCGCCCGGGAUUGCAAGGCUGUCCGCCGAGCAGAAGGUAGAGCACUUUAAGAGUCUCUGCCACCGACAGGAAUUGGAAUUAGCCGAUAUUGUCAAGAAGAAGAAGGCUGGCCUCGAGGCAAGACCUCUUCCCCAACCGCCCCAGCCCUCCACGUCCCGCCAGGCAGAGUUGAUGCCGCCGCCUCCGUCUCCCUCCCGCUUCCCAGAUGCCACCAAUGCCGAGAUCCUCCGGGCUGUUGGCGAACAGCGGAAUGCUGAGCGGACAGAAGCCAACAAUCAGCUUCUCAGGAUACGAAUGGCCGAGCUGGAGCCGGGGCGUUCAAGACUGGAAGACGAAGAACUCGAGCGGGCAAGACAAAAGGCCAAAACGAUCGAGGCUGAAUUAGACGCAGCACAGCAGCAAGAGAGGAAGAGGCAAAGAAAGAACUUGGCCAAGAAAGAGAGACGUCAGGCAAGAAAGCAACUGGAGAAGCAGGCUCUUCAAGUUGAGCCACAGCCAGCUGAGACGCAAAAGCCUGAGGAGGGGGAACCAUCAUCGUCCCAGCUUGCAUCGACAUCGUCGCACUUGCAAGCGGAAGAGGAAAAUUUGUCAGAGGCCGUAACAAUCCUGGCGCUGUCCGAGCCUGAGCAGCAAGAUGUGGCCACACCGUCUGAGCUUGCCCAAGCUCAAGAAGUCUCGCUCCCAGAGUCAGAAUCGAAGGAAGAUGGGGAGGGGGCGGCAGGGCCCCCUAAAAGAAACCUUACCGGAUGGGACCGCCGAAGGUUGAAAAAGAGGGAGAGAAAGGAGAGAGAGGCCGAGGAGAAACGACGGAGGGAGGAAGAGAAAGCCCGGCAACGCGAGGCGGCCAAGGCGAAAGCCGAAGCCAAAAUGGCCAAGCGACUUGCCGAGGACAAGAAACGCUGGGACGAAGAAAAGAGACAGAGGGAAGAGGAGGAACGUCUCCGGAUCAAGAUUGAGGCAGAGCAGUUGGCGCGAGCGACGGAAGAGUCGCUGCGUCAAGCCAAAGAGGACGAGACCCUUCGCAAGGCAGAAGAGGUUCGGAAGGUGAAGGAGCUGGCAAAGGCCCAGUCCGAGGUCAAACCCAAGACCCGGCGUGCCGAUGUCAAGUCUCUGGAAACCUGGAGAGCCAAGUCGGUUCCUGCAGAGUCCGCAGGACCGGCAACUUCUGUCUUGCCUGUCCCAUCGUCGUCGUCGUCGUCUGCCGGCCCUGUUCCCGCCCUGCCGCCCUCGCCCGUCCGAGCUCCGGUGCCUGUGGUCUCGCCCGCUCGCCCUGCUGUUGCUGUGUCCCCGCGCGUGCUUGUGGCUCCGUCUCCGCGUUCGCCCGUGCUUUCGCCCGCUCGGAAGCCCCUGCUUCGGCUUGGGGACGUGACUCUUCCAGAGGAGGACUUCGCCAAGACAGGAGAGUCGUUGCUGUUUUCGUCGCACCGGCCUGUGAUAUCCAUACCACAGCGGACAACAACUCCUCCUGUCUUGGUGUCGUCGCCAACUCCUCUGGCGAUGAACGUCCCUUCGUCCCCUGUGGCGCAAGCAGCCGAAGCACGUACCCGUACUGAUGGCGGCAGUGCUCACUCUCAGCUCCGAAGUUCUCCUCCUAGAGUGGCUCAGGAAAUCGUCGACGAUGCAGUUCACCGCAGUGUUGAGAGGGCGCGUCCUGUCCACACCCUUGCACUCAGUGGUCGGGAACGUGAUGUAGCUCGCCGGGAAGAGGCUGUCGGGCAGCGGGAAUACGCGGUCUGGGAUCAAGAACAGGAGCUUUGGCGCGAACAAAAGAAGCUGAAGCAACAGCGGGAAGCAUUCCGUCAACAACAGAGAGCGCUCGAUCUCCGUGAGGUUGCCAUACGUGGCCGCGAAAAUAACCUUGACGCGCUGUUUCAUGCCCGGGAAAUCCGUCUAGAGGCUCGUGAGGCCGAGGUGGUACGACGCGAAAAGGCAGCAAACGAGCGGGACACGGGGGUAUAUCACCGCAUCAGACAGGUUGGUUUGCGAGAAGAGGAGGUGUACCGGCGAGAGAUGGCUGUCUAUGAGCUGGAGCAGCAUGGCUCUUCAUCUUCACCGGAUAUCACUCCUUUGCCAGAGAGCAACUCCUCUUCACUGGAGAUCAACUCCUCGUCAUUGGAGAUCAGCUCUUCGCCCAUUCGUAGUAUCUUCACUUCUUCGGCCGACACCACAUGGUCCACACAGCCGACUGAGAAUCAGACAAGUGUAGACAUGGAGGAUCCGGAAAGCAGAUAUAACCGCAGAUUUCACGGUAGUGGCCGUUCAAGGUCAAGUGAGCCUGUUGAACGGAGAAAUGAGGCAGUCCAUGGAAGUGGCAAUGUCCGUGAAGCACCUUCCUUCAGGAGAUGA